Aphanomyces astaci is the source of this 1863-nucleotide messenger RNA. RefSeq lists its product as hypothetical. NCBI's taxonomy places the organism in Eukaryota, Oomycota, Saprolegniomycetes, Saprolegniales, Verrucalvaceae. Gene Ontology annotation, molecular function: microtubule motor activity; ATP binding; microtubule binding. The coding region runs from base 54 to 1754 and encodes 566 amino acids. The record is from RefSeq and is a predicted model, not a curated record. Gene Ontology annotation, biological process: microtubule-based movement. The transcript is spliced from 9 exons.
UCAAAGGGUUUUGAACGUCGAAAGCGACACGAUGAAUCUGAGAUUCGAUCGCCAUGGCAACUUUGGGCAAGGCGGCGGUGCCCCAGCGCGCAAAGAUUGGCGUCCGCAUUCGUCCGCUGCUUCCAGACGAGGAAGGUGCGCAGCACGAUAAGCACGCAUGGACGUGGCACAACCGCACCAUUUCGCAGCAAAUCUUUCCUGCCCACCGCGGAUCCUCGUCAACGGAAGCCGCGGCUCUCGACAGGCGAAUGAAGGAUUCCCCAACGGCCUAUACUUUCGACCGCCUCUUUCCCCCUGAAACGUCGACUGCGGUGGUGUAUGGAUCUGUGGCCAAGGACGCCGUGAUGGAUGCGAUGCGAGGGGGGCACAACGCACUUGUGGUCGCAUACGGCCAGACCAACUCUGGCAAGACGUAUUCAAUCCAAGGCAAGGGUGGCAUAAUUGGCCUUGCGCUUCGAGACAUCUUCCAGCAUGUCCAGGAGCAGCGAAACACUACCGAAUACCUUAUUCGAGUGGCCUUUGUGGACAUUGACAACGAAUGCUUCCAAGACCUGUUGACUACUUCGCCAUCGACCGAGCCAAUUCGGAUGGUUCAAGGUGCUCGUGGCGAAUUUGAGUUGACUGGGCACACGGAAGUUUCGGUUAUGUCUCUGGGCCACGCCCUGGCCAUCCUGGACGCAGGAAUCGCCAAGCCAGGACGGGGUGCAGCGAUGUCUCAACGCCACACUAUUUUGCGUGUGACGGUGGAGUAUCAGGCAAAAGUCACCACUCUGACUCUACCAUCCGCCAACACGAAUCCUGUGCACAUGGCGGUGCUCCAUUUUGUCGAUUUGGCACCGUCUGAAAGCGUGAAUCGGGUGGUCCAAGGCCGAGACGUGGCAGGUGGAAUGAACAAGAGUUUGCUGGCAUUUGGGCACAUUUUGUGGAAGCUCAGCCACGAAGCCCACAAGCCGACGACCCCCCCCCAGACCACGGACCUUCCCUACGGAGACUCGCAGCUUACACGCAUGCUGCAGCCAUCUCUGGGCCCCCACGCCUCGCUGGUCAUGUUGUGCACCUUGUCUCCGUCACUUUCCGGAUUGAACGAAACCCACAAAACACUCAAGUUUGCCAGUCGGGCCAAGCGUAUUCAUUACACUCUGAGGCCUCGCCCCGAUGCCGUGAUGGACGAGUCGUCACCCCAUCUCGCUUCAUCCGACUCGACGACAUACGCCAUCCUCGCCCUGCGGCGCCAACUGGCGUCGCUGCAUGCUCAGUUGAGCGACACCGUCGACGACGACAGCCGCGACAGCAUUCGCGUGGCGCUGCACAACGUCCACCGCGUGCUCUUGAAUUCGGACGACGGGGUGGAUAUGGUGAGCAAUGAUGCUCCUUUGACGCCCAAGUCUUCGGAUGGAAGAGUUGGUGCGUCUGAUGGUUCUGGUGAUGGCCGACCCUCGGCCCCCAGUAGCCACAGAACAAGAACCUCUUCUUCGAGUCAUUGGAAUGACGACUCGAUGUCCGUGGCUUCUGCCGGCGAGUUCUUUCUGGACGACAGUCCCACCGUGCAUGCCGCUACCCUCGAGAUCCUUCGACACAAGUACUCAUACCACGCCUCGCUCGUGGUUGGAUUGUUCAUGCUCACUGACCUUGUUAUCACUAGAAUCGAUAGCCUCCGCCUGAACGCGGACGAUGCGGCCGUGUUACUCCAUGGUCUGUUGGUGCUGGAACGGGCGUACAACAACGCCACGGCUACACUGUCGGCGACGUUAUGAUUACGUCCUUGCGACUUUAGUGCCAUCCUUUAAACAUCAUUUCAUGACUUCCCUCACGGCAGUCUGUCUAUAAAUAACACGAAUAUGAAACCCCCCUUGCGUUUCGCAA